This is a messenger RNA of Leptomonas pyrrhocoris, 2411 nucleotides long. Its product is annotated as putative mitochondrial cysteine desulfurase. The coding region runs from base 547 to 1929 and encodes 460 amino acids. The transcript has a single exon. Gene Ontology annotation, cellular component: cytosol; mitochondrion. The record is from RefSeq and is a predicted model, not a curated record. Gene Ontology annotation, biological process: [2Fe-2S] cluster assembly. NCBI's taxonomy places the organism in Eukaryota, Euglenozoa, Kinetoplastea, Trypanosomatida, Trypanosomatidae. Gene Ontology annotation, molecular function: pyridoxal phosphate binding; cysteine desulfurase activity.
GAAACCCCCAAAAUAACCGUUGCUAGUAUUUGAAAGGAAGAGUGCAGCCGUAAUAGAUUUUUGCGCCCUUUGAAACUGUUAAUUCUGCCCUUUGUUGGAGUAAGCCGACGAAGCGCGGAAGGCAAGCGUAAAAACCUUCUCCUUCACACACACAUAUAUAUAUUUGUUUAAUUGGCUUCUCUUCUUCUUAUUUCCCUUCUUGGGUGCUUUCCCUUUCUUUAUUAUUGCUAUUCUAAAGUUUUUAAAUUCUCUUCUCCCUUUGUUUUUUUCUCUGUUUCACAGACGCGGCGAGCUCCUUGAGUGCGCUACUCGACGACACCGCAAACGGUGAGGAAGGAACCGUCUUUUCUUGUUUUGUAUUCCCGGUUGAGUGGCUUUUGAUGCGGUUUUUACUAUUUUAGGAAAAGAAAAAGAAAUAGGAACCGACACACGUUUGUUUACUUGCUCUCUCUCUUUCUCUUUCUCUCUCUUUCUCUUGCAACUAUUACUAUUAUUAUUUCUACUAUUCUUCUUGCCACAAACCGUUAAGAAACACACGCCGCGGCCAUGUGGAGGGCAUCCCGUUUCUUGUUGAGCGCGGCCACCACGACGGCUGCUGCUGCUGCGGCGGCGGCGAAUGCUGGUCAGACGAAGGUGCCGGCUGCCGCCGCCGCCGCUGCCGUUACGGUAAAGACUCCUGCCACGAUUACGGCGGCCGUCACCAAGGACGUUAGCGCCCUGCCGCACACCCGACCCAUAUAUAUGGAUAACCAAGCCACGGCCCCGCUGGACCCGCGCGUGCUGGAUGCGAUGCUGCCCUUCAUGACGGAAGACUACGGCAACCCGCACAGCCGCACCCACCAGUACGGCUGGCGCGCGGAGGAGGCGGUGGAGAAGGCCCGCAAGCAGGUGGCCGAUCUGAUUGGGGCUAGCCCGAAGGAGAUUUUCUUCACCAGCGGCGCCACCGAGUCUAACAACAUUGCCAUCAAAGGCGUAGGUAACUUCAACAAGGCCAAGAAGAACCAUAUCGUCACCCUGCAGACGGAGCACAAGUGUGUGCUGGACUCGUGCCGCUACCUGGAGAUGGAGGGCUUUGAGGUUACCUACCUCCCGGUGAUGAAAAACGGCAUCGUGGAUCUGAAGGUGCUGGCGGAGGCUCUUAAGCCCACCACCUGCCUCGUCUCGUGCAUGGCGGCGCACAACGAAAUCGGCGUGCUGCAGCCCAUCCGCGAGAUCGGCGCUCUCUGCCGCUCCAAGAAGGUCCUAUUCCACACCGACGCCGCACAGGCGCUGGGUAAGGUGAAGCUCGACGUGAACGCGGACAACAUCGACGUCAUGUCCAUGUCCUCGCACAAGAUCUACGGGCCGAAGGGCUGCGGUGCCCUCUACGUGCGCCGCCGCCCGCGCGUGCGCCUGCGCUCCCCGAUCAGUGGCGGUGGCCAGGAGCGUGGCAUCCGCAGUGGCACGGUGGCGACGCCGCUGGUGGUGGGCAUGGGGGCGGCGUGCGCCGUCGCGUUGCAGGAGAUGGACCGCGAUGCGGCGCACAGCAAGAAGCUGCAGGAGCGCCUGCUCAACGGGCUGCAGAGCCGUCUACCGCACAUCGUCGUGAACGGGGACUUGGAGCACCGCCUCCCGGGCAACCUGAACAUCAGCUUCGCCUGCGUGGAGGGCGAGAGCUUGCUGAUGGGCAUGACGAACGUCGCGGUGUCGAGCGGCAGCGCGUGCACGAGUGCGUCGCUAGAGCCGAGCUACGUGCUGCGCGCGCUUGGCGUGGAUGCCGAGAACGCGCACACGUCAAUUCGUUGUGGCAUUAGUCGCUACACCACGGAGAAGGAGAUUGAUGUGGUGAUCGAGGAGUUCGUCAAGAACGUGGAGCGUCUGCGUGAGCUGUCGCCCCUGUGGGACCUCCUGCUGGACGGCAAGUCGUUGGCCGACGUGCAGUGGCGUUGAGCGAAAGAAACGAAAGGACAACGAUGCGGAUUAACCGCACGGCCUAAAACACUCGAGGAAAGCGACUAAUAAUAAAAGAAAAUCAAAGAGAAGCGUCUGAGGCGAGGAAGGAAAUGAUUUUGCGAUGCGCAAGUCCGCGCAAAUAGAAACGGCUGCAGCUUCACGUUCACGAUUCUCUUUUUUUUCCUUCUUUUCUUCAUCGGAUGAGGUCCUGCAGGCGGGCACGGGUCUCCCCACUUACACACGCGCAACUUUUUUUUUCCUGUUUUGGCUGUUCUCUCUGACCUUAGUCGAAACGUUUGCGAAGCCGACGCGUGAACGUGUGAAGAGGAUUCUUAAUAAGGCUCUUCCUUCCGUUCCACUUCGUACUUUGUGUUUCGUUUCUCAUGCCAGCAUCAACACGCGUUCGCCGCCCUGUCUCAUUGUUUUUCUCUGUACACACUGUUCCGUUGCUUGAUAUUUGAGAUGAUCGACAUGCUUUG